Ectocarpus sp. CCAP 1310/34 is the source of this 1611-nucleotide messenger RNA. The record is from the annotation of a GenBank genome assembly. NCBI's taxonomy places the organism in Eukaryota, Phaeophyceae, Ectocarpales, Ectocarpaceae.
AUGGCACAAGGCGAAGACCCAGACGGUUUCUUCAUCACCGUGGAAGACGUUCGACAGCGACCGAAAGAUAUGGUAGAAAUAAUCUCGGACGAGAGGUUCGAGGACGUUAUUCUACAGGCGAUCUCCAACGACUACGACUACGUUCGCCCAACUAGCUUCCGCGUUCGCCACUUCGGGCUGGAGGAAAUCAAGACAACGAUGAAAAGCAUGUACAUCGACAGCCUGUCACGGACCUGGACGAAGUCCGUCGCCGGAAGGGGAGUAGCCAUGCCGGCAUCGAAUGGAGACAGCAUCAUCAAGUGCUUCAACUGCGGACAAUUCAGACGAGGAAACAAUCGGCUUCUCCUUUGCAUCAGUGACGGCCUCGUCGUUGAUGCCGCUGUUAGCAGCUCCACGAAGCCGGACAAGAAGAUCAAACGACUCGGGCCUAUUCGUAGCAUGCGGAGAGACUUGCGUGGCUGCAUCAGCAACUGCAGUUCUUCACCGACACAAUGGAAAAUCAACGCGAGUUCCAUCACUAUUCCGGUGGACUGCGGAUCGUCGGAGCGCUACAUGGACACCGACCUUCACCCUGGACUGAGGGAGCGAAUGCUGGGCUACGAGAUUUCGAAGGAGCCUCACAAGAUAAUCACCGCUGGAGAGAAAGUCAUCGAACGCAUGGGAAAGGACACCAUCACUGGCACCUUCAACGAUCAACACGGGGAAAAGCAGCCGGUAUCGUUCUCAGCGAUAGCGGUACAAGGACUUAGCAGGUUGGGAUACAUCAACAGCAGGAGCUUGGGUAUGCUACGGAAGAUCGACAACAACGGAGUAGACUACACCGGAACGAUGGAAGCAUGCGGCAAUGACGUAGGGAAAAGCUCACAACGCCCUCAUCUGAAGAAGGCGACGUACGACGUCUCCAGAUCUUUUCAGCUGAUUUCAACCGAUCUGAUGGGGCCAAUUUCUCCGCCAGCACUGGGAGGGUUCCGAUACGUCAGCAAGCUGGACCGCCUCAGGGGAGACAAAGAAGCGGAAUACACCUGCCUUGAAUUUCGGGAGUAUUGCCUUCAAAUCGGAGUAAAGCUGGAGUAUGCUUCAACAAACACACCACAACAAAUCGGAGCAAACGAGCGUGCGGGGCGGACCCUUGCAGCCAUGGUACGCUGCCUACUCACGGAUUCGGGAUUGCCGAAAUUCCUGUGGGGAGGGCUGAUGCAGACAGCUGUGUAUCUGAGCAAUAGAGUGCCACAUGCAGCACUGGGAAACAUCACGCCGUACAAGGCCUUGUACUGCAAGGACGCCAACCUUGGACACCUUCGGGCAAUUGGGGCCAGAGCUUUCGUACACGUCGAAACGCACACACGCGAACUUGACCCAAAGGCCUGGGAAGGAUGUCUUUGUGGAUACAGCAUGGACAGCAAAUCGUUCCACAUCUACAAUCCAGAGACAGGAAACGUCAGGGAAAGCAGGAACGUCAUCUUCGUCGAGACGCCGUCUACCAUAUCAGACCUAACGCCGAGCAACAGGGCCGGAAACGACGACUUCGGGUACACACCAGGCAACAGAUCCGAAGAAGAGAAGUUUGGAUACGAUAAAAACGACGACCUUAUGCGUGAUGUCGUCAUCUGA